AAAACACCAGUCUUUAUUAUUACCACUGAUAAAGGCGCCUUUGUUUCGUGAACGGAGUGACAAGUAGUGACUGUAAUAUGGAAUUCACAACACACACUAUUGUUAAUAUCACAGGAUAGGCCAAGGAUUGUCGUAUUGCUACAGGCCUGCGUGUGAAGUGUAAAAACGGCUUGCAGUGUUAAAUUCGAGCAUCCAACUGUGGAGAAUCGAUAUCAUCUUCCACAUUCGAUAUGACAGUCGAAAGAAAAUACAAGGAUAUACCCAGCGACCCGCCGGAAGAACUGCCACCGACGAGUGAAAAGUGUUUCAAAGGAAAUGAAGUACUUAAGUGGAAAGUGUAUAAGAGAAGAUGGCUCAUUCUUUUGAUAUACGUGCUCUUUUGUAUCGUCAGUACCUCGCAAUGGACUCAAUACGCAAUCAUUAAUAACGUAGUAAUUAGAUAUUACAAUGUUGACAGUAUUUAUGUGGACUGGACAGCUAUCAUCUACAUGGCUAUAUAUGUCCCGGCUAUCAUUCCAGCUCUCAUGUUUCUCGAAAAGAAGGGUUUACGAUGGGCUAUAUUCUUGGGUGCUCUCGGAACUGCUUUGGGUUCGUGGAUUAAGGCAGUAUCAGUUGCACCUGACAGAUUCUGGGUUACGUUCACAGGGCAGACCUUCGUAGCAAUUUCCCAGGUGUUUCUUCUGAGCAUCCCGCCACGUUUGGCAGCUGUAUGGUUUGGUUCAAAUCAAGUGUCAACUGCUUGUUCCAUUGGAGUUUUUGGAAACCAGCUGGGAAUGGCAGCUGGAUUCCUCCUGCCUCCAAUGUUUGUUAAGAAUCACGCUAACAUUGAGGACAUCGGGUCUGACCUUUCAUUUAUGUUCAACUGCACUGCAGGAGUCUGUACAUUUCUAUUAAUCCUGGUCGUGGCUUUCUUCCAAGCGGCACCUCCCUUACCGCCAAGUCCAGAACAGGCCCUCAAGGUACAAGAUGCAAGCAGGAAGGAAGGGUUCUUUUCAGGAGUGAAGAGGCUACUGGAGAACCGGGGCUUCAUUCUCCUACUCUUCACUUACGGCCUGGCAGUGGCAGUUAUCAACUCACUCUGCACAUUACUCAAUCAACUCAUACUGACUUACUUCCCGGGUGGAGAAGAGUUUGCGGGACAGGUUGGCUUAGUGUUUGUGGCUGGAGGAAUGGUGGGCUCUGUUAUCUUUGGAAUAAUUUUGGACAAGACACAUAAGUUCAAGGAAACUACAGUCAUCAUAUACGGAUUUGCAGCACUGGGCAUGUUGGCUUUUACAUUAACCUUAGGACUUGGAUCUAGAAUUCUUGUCUAUGGAACAUCAACUUUUGUUGGGUGCUUUUUGGGUGGAUAUAUGCCUGUUGGAUUCGAGCUGGGAUCUGAGAUUACAUAUCCUGAACCAGAGGGCACUACUGCAGGUAUUGUGAUUUUGGCGACGCAAAUACUGAGCGUCUUCCACGCCAUGGCCUACACCUGGAUGAUUGGUGUGAUAGGUGACUUGUGGGCUAACAUCAUCCUGACUGUCACACUGCUCAUUGGAACUGGACUGACCGCCAUGAUACCUUCAGAUUUACGACGGCAAGAGGCACACAAGAAAAAUGUACUAUAUUUCUAAAAUAUCACUGUAGCGUACAAAGAAAAUGUGCCGCGUAGCCGUUCUCGUCGUCAGACCUCUUGUGAGUUGACGCCCCAGUUCCAAGGUCACACUGGGUUCUUCUCAGUGAUAUAAAAAUUCAGUGUCCAAGUGAUGCAGCAGUUAUUUCGUAAACAUUGACUGUCGUGGAUGGACAUAGACUGAAAGGCCUUGUGUGUGUGGACACUGACAAAACAUAGCUGCGGUCUAGAAAUCUGAGAACACCUGCUCUGUUCUAUCUUCCUUGGUCCACAUCACCAUCCAUCAUUACCACUACUCUUAAUGUUAGAUCUAGAAGUGUCGUGGUGAAAAGCUGGCACAUAACACAGUAUACACAUCAUAUUAAAGUUUAUAACUUAUAAUCCGAUAAUAUUUCAAAAUUGUAAAUAUCUGACAAAACUGAAUAAAAAAUAAUAUCUAA
Messenger RNA from Zootermopsis nevadensis, 2052 nucleotides. Its product is annotated as putative MFS-type transporter C09D4.1. Gene Ontology annotation, biological process: heme export; transmembrane transport. Gene Ontology annotation, molecular function: heme binding; heme transmembrane transporter activity. Gene Ontology annotation, cellular component: membrane. NCBI's taxonomy places the organism in Eukaryota, Metazoa, Arthropoda, Insecta, Blattodea, Termopsidae. The record is from RefSeq and is a predicted model, not a curated record.